This is a messenger RNA of Hypanus sabinus (Atlantic stingray), 1850 nucleotides long. Its product is annotated as actin-like. Bases 631 to 1815 code for a protein of 394 amino acids. Lineage: Eukaryota; Metazoa; Chordata; Chondrichthyes; Myliobatiformes; Dasyatidae. The record is from RefSeq and is a predicted model, not a curated record. The transcript has a single exon.
CAUCUAAACCAGUUCCAUCUGCCUGUGUUUGUCCCUUAUCCCUCUAAACCUUUCCUAUCCGUGUACCUGUCCAAGUAUCUUUUAAAUAUUGUUAAUUUAUCUGCCUCUUCCUCUGGCAGCUCGCUCCAUAGACUGACUACCCUCCAGGUGAAGCAGUUGCCCCUCAGGUUCCUCCUAUUAAAUCUCUCCCCUCUCACAUUAAACCUGUGCAGUCUGAUUCUGAUUCUCCAACCCUCGGAAAAAGACCGUGAGCAUUCACCCCGACUCUGCCCCUCCUGGAUUUAUACACGGCACCCCUCCAAUGCAAUACGAAUGUUCUUCAAAACUUAAGUGACAGGGAACACCCAUCUCCUAUCCCCAACUCCAACCGGAUGUGAAACCCACAGAGCCACCUCCCCCAACCUGCACACCCACCCCUCCCAUUUCCUACAGCACCUCUCUGUGACCACGUCCCCAACCCUUUGUGAGGUUGAGGUGACCAGGGGUAUCAGUGGUGACAGUCAGGAGGGAAGGGCCAGCACUCUCAGUGGAAAGGCCAGACCGAGCAGUUGAGUGCAGACCAGCGAGAUCCACCCCAAUACUGUGAGCAACCACCCCCUCUUCUCUACCUCUGCCUCCCCGCCUCCGGCCAUGAGCGACAAGCCCUCCCCCGACCUACCCCAGCUCCAGCUCCAGUCCCCGUCCCCGGGCUCCUACCUCGGCCUGGAGCCCUUCACCGAGACGGCGGCCGUGGUGAUAGACAACGGCACCGGCUACACCAAGGCCGGCUUCGCGGGCGACCCCAAGCCGGGGGUGGUGCUGCCCACGGUGGUGGGGCUGCCGAACGCCCGGCAGCGGUCCAGUCCCGACUACUACGCGGGCGAGGAGGUGCCGAAGCGGCGCGGCCUGAGGCUGUGCGAGCCGCUGACCCGCGGCCUGGUCACCGACUGGGACGCGCUGGAGAUGCUGUGGCACCACGUCUUCUACCGGGAGCUGCGGGCCUCGCCUGACGAGCACGCCGUCCUGCUGGCCGACGGGCCGCUGGCCCAGGCCGCGCAGCGGGAGAAGGCGGCCGAGGUCCUCUUCGAAGGCUUCGGCGUGCCGGCCAUGUACGUGGCGCACCAGCCGGUCCUGUCGCUCUACUCCACCGGGCGCACCGGCGGCCUGGUGAUCGAGGCCGGCUUCGGCGCCUCGUACGCGGCGCCCGUCGUGGAAGGCUACGCGCUGCCGCACGCCACGCAGCAGACGGCGGUGUCGGGGGCCGCUCUCACCGAGCACCUGGCCAAGCUGCUGGCCGACUGCGGCAACGCCUUCAGCCCGGAGGAGCGGCCGCUGGUGCGGGACAUCAAGGAGCGAUGCUGCUACGUGGCGCAGGACUACGGCGAGGAGCUGCUGGCGCCCGAGGGCGACUACCUGACCGACUACCGGCUGCCCGACGGCCACCUCAUCAACAUCGGCAACGAGCGCUUCCGAUGCCCCGAGGCCUUCUUCCAGCCCGACGCCAUGGGCCUGAGCGAGCCCGGCCUCCACCAGCUGGCCGCCCGCAGCCUGGAGCUCUGCCAGGCGAAGCAGCGGCCCGAGCUGCUCGGCAACGUGGUGCUGGCGGGCGGCUCCACGCUCUUCCCCGGCUUGGCCGAGCGGCUGAAGCGGGAGCUGGACAGGCUGGUGCCCGGGCCGGGCCCCGCAGUCGGCGUCUACGCCUCGCCGCAUCGCCGCUUCUCCGUCUGGAUCGGCGGCUCCAUCACCGCCUGCCUCAACUCUUUCCAGCCCAUGUGGGUGCGGCGCGCCGACUACGACGAGGAAGGGCCGGGCGUCGUGCUCCGCAAGUGCUACUGAGCACUCCAGAGUUUAUUUAAUAAAGAAAGUUAAUG